This is a messenger RNA of Acipenser ruthenus (sterlet), 2087 nucleotides long. RefSeq names its product piggyBac transposable element-derived protein 4-like. Lineage: Eukaryota; Metazoa; Chordata; Actinopteri; Acipenseriformes; Acipenseridae. The transcript is spliced from 2 exons. Bases 104 to 2002 code for a protein of 632 amino acids. The record is from RefSeq and is a predicted model, not a curated record.
CACAUCUAUUGCAAGCAAGCGCCAUGCAUUACGCACAACGGAUCACGGUUUCUUAACAUUUUCUGAUCAUUUUUCAAUUUGUAAAAUUUGAAAAUCGAACAAAAUGUGGAGCAGUGUUCCAAAGCAUCCCAAACGAAGUCGAUUCAGUGUUUCUGAAGAUUUAGAGGAGAUGGAUACGAGUGAAAGUGACGGCGAAAGUGAUCAACUUUCUGGUUUGGAGAGCGCUGAUUCAAUGUCUGAAGCAGCAUUUGAAGAUGGAUUGGAUCCUCUUCAGGAUUUUGAGGACACUGAAGAAAACCCUCCCCUCUCAACAAGUGAGAGUUUUGAUGUUUCUCAGCAGAAAAGGAGACGAUCCAUUCCCACCCCUCUCCCUUAUAUCACCUCAAGCAUGCCUGCAAGACCAGUUGAGAGCAGGCGGGCAAGCACCCCCACCCCCACAACCUCAGACCCUGAGGAGAGGUGGAAAUCUGUAACUGAGGACGACGUCGAACCCGUGCAGCACCGCUUCUGUCCUGCACGAGCACCUGGAGCACAACUGGAUACUUCAAAAAAGUAUUCCCCGCUAGACCACUUCCAGCUUUACUUCAGCAUGAACGUCGUUCAGUCUUUGUGUACAAACACAAAUAAAAAUGGAAAAAAGCAGCAGGCCCAGGGGAAAAAAUACCAGUGGGAUCCAGUUUCAAUCAAGGAGCUCUACCAGUUUUUAGGAAUCCUAAUUUUCAUGGGGCUACUGACAACUCACACCGUGAGGGAUUACUGGAGUCCACAUAGGCCUUAUGGAAUCCCAUUCUGUCACACUGUGAUGUCCAGGAAGAGAUAUGAAGCCAUCGCUUGGACUCUGCACAUAAGUGACCCAGAGGAAGAUAAAGAGAAUGAUCAGAAGAAAGGAACUCCACAACACGAUCGCCUCUUCCGUCUCAGACCCCUCUUGGAUUCCCUCCUCCUGUCCUGCAAGGCAUACUACCACCCCCGACAGAACCUUUCAAUUGAUGAACGCAUGGUGGCCUCAAAAGCCAGGAUCGGGUUCAAGCAGUACAUGAAAGCAAAGCCGAUAAAAUGGGGCUUCAAGCUGUUCGUGCUGGCUGAUGCCCACAACGGGUACACAUGUGAUUUCAACAUCUACACAGGAAAAUCCAAAUCAGAUUCUGGGAAAGGACUGAGUUAUGACUCCGUUAUGAACCUCAUAAAGGUGUCAUACUUAGGCACAGGGUACCAUGUGUAUGUUGACAAUUUCUACACCAGCACAACACUGUUUCGGGACCUUUACAAGCUCAAAUUUGGAGCAUGUGGGACCAUUAGAGAAACUCUUCAGGGCUUCCCACAGACAAAAGAAAACGCCCUCCCUAAAAAAGCUGAUAGGGGGACAAUUCGCUGGAUACGAAGUGACAAACUGCUGUACACCAAGUGGAUGGAUACACGUGAAGUGACGAUGUGCAGUUCCAUUCAUAAAGCGUACACAGGAGACAAAGUCCAGAGACGGGUAAGGAAUGAAGAUGGGACUUGGGGAAUGCGGAAUGUUCCUGUUCCUACUCCUGUAAAGGCCUACAAUCAGCACAUGGGAGGAGUGGAUUUGUCAGAUGCCCUUAUAAAAUACUACAACAUGGCACAGAAAACCCAAAAGUGGUACAAGAAAAUUUUUUAUCAUUUCAUUGACAUUGCUGUUGUCAACAGUUUUUUGCUUCAUAAGGAAUUGGCACAGGCUCAAACUACAAAGGCACUUUCACAGAAAACGUUUAGAGAGGAGCUAUGCAAGCAGCUGGUGGACAUCAGGCUUGUGGAGCAGGAGGCCAGUGUGAGUACAGGUAAACUCUGUGUCCCUGUAGCCAUUACAGAGGGCAAGGAACUCGACUCCUCCAUGAAGACCUCCUUCGGGCGUAGACACUGUGCUUUGUGCAAUGAAGGGAAACUCAGGAACAAAACGCCAUGGAAAUGCGAAGCCUGUGAUGUGCCAUUAUGUGUCAUUGUGGACAGAAACUGCUUCAAGAAAUGGCACAUGCGUUAGGAAAAAAAAACUUUAUAGCAACUUAGGGAUGUAAGUAGUUCAUUUGUUCAUUUUGUACAGUUCGUGGUGUUAUUAGGUUUUUGUU